AUGUUGAAGGCCGGAGCAUUGGAUCUCGCGUCAGGUAUCGGCGGAAAGAUUGACAAAAGCGAAGUCCUCUCCGCCGUCGAAAAGUAUGAGAAGUAUCAUGUCCACUACGGAGGAGAAGAGGAAGAGAGAAAAGCUAACUAUUCUGACUUGGCCAAUAAAUAUUAUGAUCUUGUUACCAGUUUCUACGAAUUUGGCUGGGGGGAAUCCUUCCAUUUUGCAGACAGAUGGAAGGGAGAGUCUUUACGGGAGAGCAUCAAGCGGAACGAGCACUUUCUUGCUUUACAACUGGGACUGAAACCAGGACAGAAGGUGUUAGAUGUGGGCUGUGGAAUUGGGGGUCCUCUAAGAGAAAUUGUUCGAUUUAGCUCAACUUCGAUUACAGGGUUGAACAACAACGAAUAUCAGAUAUCACGAGGAAAGGAAUUGAACGGGAUUGCAGGAGUGGACAAGAUGUGCGACUUUGUUAAGGCUGAUUUUAUGAAAAUGCCAUUUUCUGACAAUACAUUCGAUGCAAUAUAUGCAAUUCAAGCUACUUGCCAUGCACCUGAUGCGUACGGCUGCUAUAAGGAGAUAUAUAGAGUUUUGAAGCCGGGGCAAUAUUUUGCUGCACAUGAGUGGUGCAUGACUGAUUCAUAUGACCCCAAUAACCAAGAACAUCAAAGGAUCAAGGCAGAAAUUGAGAUCGGUGAUGGCCUCCCGGACAUCAGAUCGACAGGAAAAUGCCUUGAAGCUCUAAAACAAGCAGGUUUUGAGGUCAUAUGGGGGAAAGAUCUUGCAUUGGACUCGCCUGUCCCUUGGUACUUGCCUUUGGACAAAACUCACUUCUCGCUGACUAGUUUCUGUCUAACAGUCGUUGGCCGUUUCAUUACAAAAAACUUGGUCAAGGUCCUAGAAGCUAUUGGCCUAGCCCCAAAGGGAAGUGAGAGAAUUCAUGAUUUUCUUGUAAAAGGUGCAGAAGGGCUAGUUGAAGGUGGAAAAAAAGAGAUCUUCACACCAAUUUAUUUCUUCCUGGCCCGAAAGCCACAUUCAGAUAGUGAGUGA
Molecule: messenger RNA, 1041 nt
Organism: Morus notabilis
Lineage: Eukaryota; Viridiplantae; Streptophyta; Magnoliopsida; Rosales; Moraceae
Product: cycloartenol-C-24-methyltransferase
Exons: 13
Coding region: 1-1041 (346 amino acids)
Biological process (GO): sterol biosynthetic process
Cellular component (GO): endoplasmic reticulum
Molecular function (GO): sterol 24-C-methyltransferase activity
Source: RefSeq, a predicted model, not a curated record